AUGGCCUCUUGGCAAGACAAAGCUGCAGCAAAGCGUGCAUCUCUUGCUACGCUAAUUCCCAGCGACCUCAAACUCUCUGCGCUUCCAGGUUCCGCGACUCUUAACGUCACCCUCUUUCCUUUUGAUUCAGUUCUUUCUCACCGAGAUGUCGAAAUUACGGAGACGGUGAAUGUCAGUAUCUUGUUGAAGAAAAUCAGCGAAGGGGAAUGGACAGCAACUGAAGUAGUCUCUGCGUACUAUAAACGUGCCAUUGUGGCUCACCAACUCGUGAACUGUCUCACGGAAAUUUUCAUUGACCAGGCUCUUGCCCGAGCUAAAGAGCUCGAUGAUUACUUCCAAGCCACAGGCAAAACUAUUGGACCUCUCCAUCUGAAGGACCAGAUCGACGUCAAGGGCGUCGAACUCACAAUGGGAUAUGUUGGAUGGAUUGGCAACGUAUCGAAGGAAAACUCAGUUUGCGCUCAAUUACUUCUUGACCAAGGGGCUGUUCUUUAUGUGCGAACUAAUGUGCCUCAAGCAUUGAUGUUCGGCGAAUCGGUCAACAAUGUCUUCGGCACCACAUCUAACCCCUUCAAUCGCAAUCUGACCUGCGGAGGCUCAUCGGGUGGUGAAGGCGCCCUUAUUGCUAUGAAGGGCAGCCCACUCGGUGUCGGUUCGGACCUGGGUGGAUCUAUUCGAAUUCCAUCCGCUUUCCAAGGUCUCUAUGGCCUGCGCCCAUCAUACAAUCGUAUUCCUUAUUGCGGCUCAACAAACUCGAUGGAAGGCCAGGAAGCUAUCACCAGCGUUCUUGGUCCAAUGACUUGUUCAGUGGACGGUUUGAAGGUCUUCAUGCAGGCUAUGGCUGAUGCAAAGCCCUGGCUCUCGGACCCGGUUGCCUUACGGCUUCCUUGGAACGACGCUGCAUAUCUACUGGCAGAUCACGGUGGUGACGGUGCUCGGCUCUGUUUUGCUCUUAUGUGGGACGACGGCGUUUGUCGCCCCAUGCCUCCAUAUAUUCGUGCUCUCCGAGAAACUAAAGCUGCGCUGGAAGCUGCUGGGCACAAAGGCACGCGGUUUUCUCCCUCUCUUGUUAAACCUGUUUCUCAUGUCCACAUUGGUCUCUUCAAUGCCGAUGGAGGGCACGACAUCGCGCUCGCACGUGGUCUGUCUGGUGAACCUAAGCUAGGUUGGAGCACGGUCCUCGACUCUGAGCCGAAGCAUCUAUCGACCUAUGAAUAUUGGCAACUCUGCCGCGAAAGGACUAUCUUCAUCAAGAAACAUCUUGAUCACUGGAACGACACAGUCUCGACUACUGGAACUGGCCGGCCAGUGGACGCGAUCAUCGCCCCUGCAAGCCCGUCUGCUCCCAGUCAACACAACACGCCUGGUUACAUUUACUACACAGGAUUCUGUAAUCUGUGCGACUAUAGCGCCGCUGUGUUCCCAGUCACCACCGUCGACCCAGCGAUCGACGUUAAGCUGCCGGCCCACGAGUUUCGCUCUGUCAAUGACCAGACCAACUACGAGAACUGCAUGAAUGAGCCUGAGACGUUCCGGAAUGCCCCAAUAUCAUUGCAAUGCAUCGGAAGGAAGAACGAAGAGGAGGCAGUUAUUCGGAUGACUGAAAUUGUUUCUGCUGCCCUUCAAGCAUGA
Mycena indigotica is the source of this 1632-nucleotide messenger RNA. RefSeq names its product Amidase domain-containing protein. NCBI's taxonomy places the organism in Eukaryota, Fungi, Basidiomycota, Agaricomycetes, Agaricales, Mycenaceae. The transcript has 10 exons. The record is from RefSeq and is a predicted model, not a curated record. The coding region runs from base 1 to 1632 and encodes 543 amino acids.